Molecule: messenger RNA, 1239 nt
Organism: Lonchura striata (white-rumped munia)
Lineage: Eukaryota; Metazoa; Chordata; Aves; Passeriformes; Estrildidae
Source: RefSeq, a predicted model, not a curated record
GCCCCGGAAGCGCCGUUUCCCGGUAGCGCCGCCGCUUCCGCCGCCGCCGCCGCCAUGGCGAAGCUGCUCAGCUGCGUCCUGGGCCCGCGGCUCUACCGGGUGCACCGGCCGCGGCUGCCCGGGGCGGCCCCGGGCGGGGAGGCGCGGGGGGAGCCGGCCUGGGACUCGUACUACCAACCGCGGGGGCUGGAGAAGCACACGGACAGCGUCCUGGCGCUGGCCUCGGUGCUCUGGUCCAUCUCCUGCUACGCCUCCCCCCUGGCCCUGCUCUACCUGUACCGGAAAGGCCUGCUGACCAUGUCCCGCGUGGUGCCCCUGUCCCACUGCGCCGCCACCCUGGGGCUGCUGCUGGCGGGCGUGGCCUGCCUGCGAGGGCUGGGCCGCUGGAGCAACCCCCAGUACCUGGAGUUCAUCGCCGUGCUGGAGGAGAGCCACCGCUCCGGCAGCGCCGACAGCAGGCGGAAACUCGGCCUCUACACCUUCGACUUCCGCAGCUGGCCCGUGGAUUUCCGCUGGGACAGCGCCGGCCCCGCCUGGGGCGGUGCCCGGGCGGUGCCGCUGCUCCCGGCCCGGCCCCGCGGCGCCUCCCGGGGGCUCCUGGGGACGCUCCGGAACCUUCCGGGAGCCAUGGCCAGGCUGCUCCUGGCGCACACCCUGGGCCGCCGGAUGCUGUUCCCGGGCUCGGUGCGGCUGCUGCAGCGAGCGCUGCUGCCCGCCCUGCUGCAGGGCCAGGCGCGCCUCAUCGAGCAGGUGGGAGCCCCAAAAUGUCCCAAAUUCAUCCCAAAAUAUCCCCAAAAUAUCCCCAAAAUAUUCGUGGAUUUUGGGGGGUCUGACCCCCUCUCCCCGCAGGUGAUUUGCUGCGAGGGCAACGCCGGCUUCUACGAGGUCGGGUGUCUGAGCACCCCCCUGGAGGCCGGGUACUCGGUCCUGGGCUGGAACCACCCCGGCUUCGGCGGCAGCACCGUGAGUGGGGGGUACCCCAAAAUCGUGGUGGGGGAGGGGCUGGAGGCGGUGCGGGAGUGGCUGGAGGCGGCGACCCCCGAGGAGGAGGGCUCGCUGCUGCGCCGCUGCCGCCCGGACGAGCGCCGCUGCCGGGAGCUGCUCGAGGCCUUCGCCGGCCAGCGCCGCCCCCCCUUCCCCUGGGCCAUGGGUGAGGAGCUGAGCCCCGCCCAGCGCCGCCAGCUGGCGCUCUACCUGGCCCAGCGGCACCUGCAGAACUUCGAGGCCUCGCACUGCACG